Molecule: messenger RNA, 1691 nt
Organism: Glycine soja
Lineage: Eukaryota; Viridiplantae; Streptophyta; Magnoliopsida; Fabales; Fabaceae
Product: GDSL esterase/lipase At5g62930-like
Exons: 6
Coding region: 451-1203 (250 amino acids)
Molecular function (GO): hydrolase activity, acting on ester bonds
Source: RefSeq, a predicted model, not a curated record
UGCAUACUUUAUUAACUCCCACUUGCACAAAGGACUCAUGCAUUUUCCACGUAGCGAAAAAUUUCAUUGCAGACUUUUUUUGCACCACUAGUGUAAUGAAAUUACGAUUCUUUUUUACAUUUUGGGAAAGGAUGUUUUCAGAAAUUUUGGGAGUCAAUAGCAAUACCAAGGACUAAUAUGGGGAUAACACAAUUUUAAGAAUCAAUUAUUAUUUUUCUGUCCUUGAAAGGCAAAGUAGGACAGUUGAGUGUUAAAGUUGUCGAUGAAACUGUUGGAAAGAAAAAAACAUCAGUGUCUUGAGUAACUGGCAAUCCAUCCGUGUAAAACGUGGUUGGAUUUGGGUCACUAAUUAUUGUACGGAGUACUAUGAGGUAGCAUUUUAGGUUGAAGCAGAGACGUGAUUUAAGUGUUGAAUGGUGUGGAACAUAGAAGCACGUUGGCGUGAACACGAUGAUGAGGUCAAAGAUAGUGUUGUUUGGAGACUCCAUAACGGAGCAAUCGAUCCGAGAGAAUGGAUGGGGUGUUCCUCUUGCCAAUGCCUAUUCUCGCAGGGCUGAUAUACUUGUUCGUGGUUAUGGUGGAUACAACACUAAGUGGGCUAUGUUCUUACUGGACCAUCUCUUCCCUCUGUUGUAUGGAUGGCUUCAUUUCCAGGACUCAACUAAACCACCUAUUGCUACCACAAUUUUCUUCGGCGCUAAUGAUGCAGCUUUGUUAGGAAGAACCAGUGAAAGGCAACAUGUACCUAUUGAAGAAUUCAAAGAGAACCUCAGAAAAUUUGUUCGACACUUAAAGGAAUGCUCACCAACUAUGGUAAUUGUGCUUAUUACUCCACCUCCACUUAGCGAGGAAGGACGCCUGGCUUACGCAAGAUCCGUAAAUGGUGAGAAUGCUACCAAAAUACCUGAAAGAACAAAUGAAGUAACUGGUCAAUAUGCAAACGCCUGUGUUGAGGUAGCAAAGGAAAUGGGCGUGUGGUAUAUCAAUCUAUGGUCCAAAAUGCAAGAAACGGAUGGCUGGCAAACAAAAUUUUUGAGGGAUGGGUUGCACCUGACAACAGAAGGAAAUGCAGUAGUCUACGAAGAAUUGAUAAAGGUGUUCGAUGAAGCAGGACUUUCUGCUGUUAACAUGCCAAUGGAUUUCCCUCACCACUCAAAAAUUGAUUCCAAACAUCCAGAGAGAGCUUUCCAGCAGCAUGUGUGAUAUCCCAUUGUAACUGAUACAGGGGAUCAAUCACUGCAAACCAAUAUAAGGACAGCAACACAAACUCAAGCAACAACACAGACUCAAGCUACCACAAUGGCAGCAACUCAGACUCAAGAGCAGGAUGAAUAUACAGAGACUACAACAGAGCAGAGGGUGCAAUUAGUAGCUAGGCCCAAGAGAGCAGUCAUCAAACCAUCUUACCUGAAAGACUACGUCUGAGGGUGAGAUGGGAAUUUAGCUUUGUAAUUUUAGCUUUGUAAUUUUCCUUGCUUGAUGCUUGUCUGGUAGUGGGAGACAAGCCGAACUUUGAUUCCCUUAUUUCCCUUGCAAGCAAAAUAUCCCAAUUCUGUUAGAGACACUUAGUACAAAUAGCUAUGUGAAUAAAUCAAGCAAGGCAUGAAUGAGAAUUAGCUUUCCUUGAGUUCUUUUAUUCUUUGAUUGGAGGCCCUGGUUCCUCGAAAACCAGUUUUACUUAUCCUUGCAAA